Messenger RNA from Naegleria lovaniensis, 4650 nucleotides. RefSeq lists its product as uncharacterized. Lineage: Eukaryota; Heterolobosea; Eutetramitea; Acrasida; Naegleriidae. Bases 1 to 4650 code for a protein of 1549 amino acids. Gene Ontology annotation, molecular function: protein binding; ubiquitin-protein transferase activity. Gene Ontology annotation, biological process: proteasome-mediated ubiquitin-dependent protein catabolic process; protein polyubiquitination; positive regulation of protein catabolic process. The transcript is spliced from 3 exons. The record is from RefSeq and is a predicted model, not a curated record.
AUGGAUCUAAACGAAUUUGAGGAGCAACUUCAUAAUUUUAUUAAUUCAGGAGUUGAGAUUGAUAAUGAGUUAAGAGAGGGAGAGGAUGAACAACCUUCUAUGGAGGAUGAGGAAAUGGAAGAAGGCGUGGAAGGAGAGGAUGAUGAAGAACCUCCUGGUGUUGUUGAAGAAGAUGAAGGAGAAGAAGAGGAAGAGGAGGAAGAGGAGGAUACAAUUGAACAAGAUGAUGAAAACGUUUUGAAUUUUGACAAUGCUCCAAUGCUGGAAAAUGUUGAAGAUGAAGAAGAUGACGUCCUCAUCGGAGAUGAUAUGGCUGGAGAUUUUUAUUAUGUCGAACAAGACGAUACUGAUGGUUUACUAGAUCCAACCUCUCUUUUUGAAAUGGGGAGAAACUUUCCAGCACGAUUGGAAAAUUUACUAACCCGUGGAAUCUUUCAAAAUAUGCAACAUAUGAGUGCACAAUUUCCACUUGGUGCGCUGGGAAUGGUGCCUCCUCCUUACAGACCAGCAGGUGCUACAACAGAGUAUGAACCUGUUGGCACACAAGCACCCUCAAGCAGCGCAAUAUCACGCUCUGAAACUCGUUACAGUAGUUCUCGAUUGUUCGGUAUUGAUUUUAAUGGCUCGAGAAACCUGGAUUAUGGAACUGUUGGCUCAUCUGGACUUUCUCGUCCCUCAGUUGCUUCUGUACCUGCAGAGUUGGAACAAAUGCUUACUGAAUUGUUGAAGGACGACUCUGAUUCUGGCUCUAAUGUUUUAAAGCCAAAAAAAGUAUCAGAAAGAAGAUCAUCCUUUGGACUAUUGGCACAAAAUGCACCAACAAGUUCAAGUUCAACAAGAUCCACUUCUCCUACUGAAUCUGAUGGGAGCGAGAGUGAUGCAGAGGCAUCUCCUCGUCCAACCACUCCUUCUCUACCUGUUCGUGACGCAGUUACUACUCCAGGAGCAUCUGUAUCAACACCAACUGCAGUCAAUUUUGAAGAGAGUGUGACCACACCAGUGAUGCCAAGUAAUAUUUCAGGUAUAUCUCCAAUUCCACAAGUUGAUGUUUCACAGCAAUCCACUUUGAAUAUUCCUGUAAUUCCAGAGCUACCAUUAUCUGUGAGUGGAAUCACAGAUAGCAGCAGUGGUACUGCAGCGACCACCAGUAGCUCAGACAUGACAUUAUCUCAACCUACCAGCAACACAACUGUCGAACAACCAUCGGUGGUGACUCUUGAACAAAUGAUCUCAAGCUUGUCUGGUUUAGAGACAUUGUUGCCUCAACAACCAGCUGCCACAAGUAGUAGCAACGAAAGUAACGCAAGUAGUACUACUGCAAUUACUACAUCUUCAAGUGACACCACACUACCUACAGCAACUACAGUUGAGCAAGAACAAGGAACAGCUAGUACCAUUGCUCCUCCUGCCUCUACCACAGCUACUACAACCCAAGAAUUCGCUAUUGAUCCUCAAUUUUUGGCAGCUAUUCCAGAUGACAUUAGACAAGAGGUUCUUGCUACUCACAUUGCAUCCCUUGUAGACAUUUCUUCAACAAGCGAGGAAACAACUAUUAGUCAAGAUUUCUUAAAUGCUUUACCUCUGGAAAUUAGAAAUGAGGUUUUGCAGUUGGAAAGAGAGUUGAGAGAGCAACAACGAAGAAGAUCUGCCUCAAGAUCUCCUUCUCGCAUCUUGCCAACAGUUCCAGAAGCUACUUCUUCUACAGCAGGAACAACUGCUACACCUCCGCCAACAGCUUCAACCUCUGCAGCAUCCAAUCCUCCAACUCAAGAACGUGAACUUAGCACAGCAGAAUUCUUGAUGACACUUCCACCUGAUCUUCGUAACGAAAUCUAUCUCACGACAGAUGAAGAAGUUCUUAGACAACUCCCACCAGAAAUGGCUGAGGAGGCUUAUAACGUAAGACAACUUCAAUAUCAGCGUCAAAGUCGUCAAAGAGAUAUCAGAAGACAACAACAGCAAGAAACAACAAGAACAAAUUUCUUAGCAAAAGCAAUCAAGAAGCAAAUAUCUCAAGUUGACAAGAAAGAAGAAGAAGAAUUAGAACCUAUCGUAAAGGAGGAAGACAUUUCUCUUCUUUUAAGACUGCUCUACGUUCCAAACGUCAAGAAGACUAUAUUUACCAGCGUCAUUCAACAACUGUGCACCUUGAAACAAUCGAGCAACAUCAUUGUGAAACAAUUGCUUUCCAUGUUACUUUAUCAUGACACCCCUAUGGAACAGGUACCAGAAAAAAUUAAGCCACUCUGCUUGCAAAAAAUGUUUGCAAACCCUAAACAAGAUGGAUUUUUCCAAAAAGAAGAAACUGGAACGGUACCACUACCUGUUGUUUCAAGUGUGCUAACCUUGUUAUUGUAUUUGACAAAGAAUAGUGAGGUUCUUGGGUGCAUCACAGAAACAGAUGCUGAAUAUGAAUACAGCAACGAUAGAGAAACUUUUGUAAGGAUGUUUUCAUUCUUGACAUCAAAGACAAUUUCCAAGUCUGUCUCUACCUAUGAACUGUAUAUUCAAUUACUUGAGAGUUGUGCAGAAUAUACUUACAAGAUGGUACAAACCAUGAAGGAUGAGUUGACAAAAUUGAGUAAUGAAGUGAAGAAGGCAGAAGAAAGCUCUAAAAAGGAAGAAAAAUCAGAAAGCUCAACAACAGAAACAAUCUCAUCCUCCUCAGAACAAAUGGAGACCAAAUCAGAUCAAGAAUCCGCUAAAAAGGAAGAAAAGUCUGCCCAAACAGAGGCUAAAGAGACCUUCGUGAAACUUUCUUCUAGAAUGGAUUCCCUUCUUCAAUACUUGAAGAGAAUUUACAAUAGUAACGUUGUAAGAGAUUUGAUUACUGUAUUGUCAAACGUAGACUUCCCUGAAAAGAUUGUAAAAACAGCAACUUCCAUCAUGAAUUACAUGUCGUUCACAUCUGACAUGAAAAAGAUCAUUCUAAAGGAAUUGGCUCAAAGUGCCAAGCAAGAGGCAAAAGUUGUCAGGGAUACCCUUGGCGAUUUACUCUCUUCUAGAGAGGAGAAAUCUCAUUUCCAAGCUCCUUUUGAUGCCAACGCUAUUGAAAAGCUCAAGUUUUGUAGAAUUCUUAGAUCGUAUAGCAUUGUGUUGAAGAAGUACAAGAAGCAUGAAGAGAAAUCUACUUCCAGUGAGAAAUUAGCCAUCUCUGAAGAUCCAGACUUGCUUAGCGAGCACUCGCUUGAUUUUGUAUGGGAAUCUCUCGACAACUACCAGGAAAAAGAAAAAGUCCUCUGCAUUUAUUCUGCUUUAUUCCCAUUUGUUGAGGCCUUUUUCUCUUUCCAUGCAGGAUUUAUUGAAGAAAAAGAGAGUAACGAGAAGUUGUUGUCCGAAAUGGUCGAAGGAUCUACUCCAACAUCGGCCAAAGGUUUUGGUGAAAAGUCAAAAGUUGAAAGCUUUUUAGAGAAACAUAGAGACUUUUUGAAUACAUUGGCAAGAUCAAAUCCCUCUCUUUUGAACACUACUCUUUCAACUUUCAUGAAAUAUCCAAAAUAUGUUGACUUUGACAACAAAACCUUUUGGUUUAGAUCCAAGUUAAAGGAAUUGCAAAAGAAGGUGGGAGCUUACACUGCCAAAUUAACCAUCAGACGACCUCAUCUCAUGCUUGAUUCAUUUGUGCAAAUAAGACAACGAUUGCCAGAUGAAUGCAAAGGAAAGCUUCAAAUCAAGUUCCAAGGAGAAGAGGGUCUUGACGUGGGAGGUUUGACAAGAGAAUGGUUCUUACUUCUUUCAAAAGAAAUUCUCAACCCUAAUUAUGCCUUGUUUAUUCCUUGUGCAGAUCAAACGACUUAUCAGCCAAAUCCCUCUUCCUAUAUUAACAGCGAACACUUGUCUUAUUUCCAAUUCAUUGGUAGAAUAAUUGCUAUGGCUAUUUUGAAUGAGCAAUACUUGGAUUGCCACUUUACCCGAUCAUUCUACAAGCACAUUAUUGGAGCACCAAUUACUUAUCAUGACAUUGAAAGCAUUGACCCAGAUUAUUACAAAAAUCUGAAUUGGAUGCUUAAGAAUGAUAUUGAAGAUGUUUUAUAUUAUACUUUCACACAAGAGGUAGACGAAUUUGGUCAACGUAAACAAAUUGAGCUCAAACCAAACGGUAAAAACAUCUCCGUUACAAACGAAAAUAAGUUGGAAUAUGUCAGACUCGUCACCGAAUUGAAAAUGACAAAAUCUAUCGAGCAGCAAUUGAACUCAUUCCUUAAAGCUUUCUACGAGAUUAUUCCACGUAAUCUCAUUCAAAUUUUCAAUGAACAAGAGCUAGAACUAUUGAUUUCUGGUCUCCCAGAUAUUGACAUUCAAGAUUUGAAGAAUAACACCGAGUAUGUUGGAUAUACCAAGGAAUCUCCUCAAAUCAAAUGGUUCUGGAAUAUUGUCGAAAACAACUUUGAUUCCAACGAGAAGGCCUUGUUGAUUCAAUUUGUGACUGGUACAAGUAAGGUUCCUCUUGGAGGCUUCUCACAAUUGAUGGGAUCUGGUGGACUUCAACCUUUCAGCAUUCACAAAGCAAACGCAACGAGUGAACGUUUACCAACCUCACACACUUGCUUCAAUCAACUCGAUUUGCCAGAAUAUGACUCUGAAGAGCUCUUACAUGAAAGGUUGUUAUUGGCAAUUCGUGAGGGAUCUGAAGGUUUUGGAUUUGUUUAA